AUGAGGGUGACUGGUCUGGCGCGAUCGCAGCUGCGCAAUGUCGCGUUGCGUAGCUGCAACACUGCCUCCCGCAGGACAUUCGCCUCCUCGGUCCUCCCUACCAUCAGAGCGCAGAACCACGACAGAAUAGCACCGCGUUUGCAGCAAUGGCAGAGUCGACGAUGGGCAUCUGCCGCUGCUGCAAUUCAGGAGACAGCCGCCCACGAUCCCACAUCCCUCUCCCAGGACGCCAUCAUCGAGAACCUCGAUCCAGUGGAAGCAGCGCGAUUAGACAAAGUCCGCAACAUUGGUAUUGCAGCACAUAUUGAUUCUGGCAAGACGACAGCGACGGAGCGUGUGCUGUUUUAUACUGGACGAAUCAAGGAUAUCCACGAAGUACGAGGAAGAGAUGCAGUCGGCGCAAAGAUGGAUAGUAUGGACCUUGAAAGAGAGAAAGGUAUCACAAUUCAGUCUGCUGCGACUUUCUGUGACUGGAUCAAGAAGACGCCGGAUCCCGUUACUGGAGAGCUGAAAGAUGCGAAGUACCACAUCAACUUGAUCGAUACACCCGGCCACAUUGACUUCACGAUCGAAGUGGAAAGAGCAUUGCGAGUGUUGGAUGGAGCAUGCAUGAUCUUGUGUGCUGUCAGUGGUGUGCAGAGUCAGACUGUCACGGUGGAUCGUCAGAUGAAGAGAUACAAUGUCCCUAGAAUAUCUUUCGUGAACAAGAUGGACAGAGCUGGAGCAAACCCGUGGAAGGCAGUGGACGGCAUCAACCAGAAGCUGAAGAUUGCCGCUGCUGCUGUGCAGGUGCCCAUCGGGGUGGAGGACGGCUUCAAGGGUGUUGUGGAUCUCAUCAGGAUGAAGGCUAUCUACUCGGAAGGCUACAAGGGCGAGACAGUGAGAGAAGAUGAGGUUCCGGCAGAUGUCGAGGCAUUUGCAAAGGAGAAGAGACAGACGAUGAUUGAGACUCUGGCGGAUGUGGAUGAGGAUAUGGCGGAUAUCGUUCUGGACGAGCGGGAACCUUCGGUCGAUGAGAUCAAGGGUGCUAUUCGACGAGCGACCAUUGGCUUGAAGUUUACGCCAGUGCUGAUGGGCUCAGCUUUGGCAGACAAGUCUGUCCAGCCUAUGCUUGAUGCUGUAGUCGAUUACCUGCCCAACCCAUCCGAAGUCGAGAACUUGGCCCUGGACCGCAAGCGCGACGAAGCUCAAGUGAAGCUGGUCUCGUACAACUCGCUACCAUUCGUCGGUCUGGCCUUCAAGUUGGAGGAGUCCAACUUCGGUCAGCUCACCUACAUUCGAGUGUACCAGGGAUCACUCCGCAAGGGUCAAAACGUCUACAAUGCCCGAACUGGUCAGAAGGUCAAGAUUCCUCGUAUCGUGCGCAUGCACUCCAACGAGAUGGAGGAAGUAUCCGAGAUCGGUGCUGGCGAAAUCUGCGCUGUGUUUGGCGUUGACUGCGCUUCUGGAGACACAUUCGCAGAUGGUGGACUUGGCUACUCCAUGACCUCCAUGUUCGUCCCCGACCCUGUCAUCUCACUUUCAAUCAAGCCGAAGAACACCAAGGAUACCGCCAACUUCAGCAAAGCCAUCUCUCGAUUCCAGCGUGAGGACCCAACCUUCCGUGUCCAUGUCGACAUCGAGUCUGGUGAAUCCAUCAUCUCCGGUAUGGGUGAGCUCCACCUAGACAUCUACGUCGAGCGCAUGAAGCGCGAGUACAAGGUCGAAGUCGUCACUGGUCAACCACAGGUCGCCUACCGCGAGACAAUCCAGAACCACGUCACCUUCGACCACCUCCUCAAAAAGCAAACCGGUGGUUCCGGCGACUACGCCCGUGUCGUCGGCUACCUCGAGCCCACGGGCAACCUUGGCGACAACAAAUUCGAACAACGCAUCAUCGGCGGCACAAUCAGCGAGAAAUACCUCUUCGCCUGCGACAAAGGCUUCCAAGAAUCCUGCCGCUCCGGUCCCCUCCUCGGCCACCGCGUCCUCGGCACAUCCAUGGUCAUCGAAGACGGCGCCACCCACAUGACCGACUCCUCCGAACUGGCUUUCAAGAACGCAACCCAACAAGCCUUCCGCAUGGCCUUCCAAAAAGCCGCCCCGCAGGUCCUCGAGCCCCUCAUGAAAACCGUCAUCACAGCGCCGAACGAGUUCCAGGGUAACAUUGUCGGUCUCCUCAAUAAACGCAACGCCACUAUCAACGACACCGAAAUCGGCCCCGACGAGUUUACUCUCACAGCCGAUUGCUCAUUGAACAGCAUGUUCGGCUUCUCGUCCCAGCUGCGCGCGGCGAGUCAGGGGAAGGGCGAGUUUAGUAUGGAGUUUAGCCAUUAUUCCCCUGCGCCGCCGCAGCUGCAGAAGGAGCUGGUGGCGAAGUAUGAGAAGGAACGAGCGGAGAAGAAUAAGAAGUAG
Molecule: messenger RNA, 2394 nt
Organism: Fulvia fulva
Lineage: Eukaryota; Fungi; Ascomycota; Dothideomycetes; Mycosphaerellales; Mycosphaerellaceae
Product: Elongation factor G, mitochondrial
Exons: 1
Coding region: 1-2394 (797 amino acids)
Biological process (GO): mitochondrial translational elongation
Cellular component (GO): mitochondrion
Molecular function (GO): GTPase activity; translation elongation factor activity; GTP binding
Source: RefSeq, a predicted model, not a curated record